This is a messenger RNA of Penicillium manginii, 813 nucleotides long. RefSeq names its product Short-chain dehydrogenase/reductase SDR. The coding region runs from base 1 to 813 and encodes 270 amino acids. The record is from RefSeq and is a predicted model, not a curated record. Gene Ontology annotation, molecular function: oxidoreductase activity, acting on the CH-OH group of donors, NAD or NADP as acceptor. The transcript is spliced from 5 exons. Lineage: Eukaryota; Fungi; Ascomycota; Eurotiomycetes; Eurotiales; Aspergillaceae.
AUGCCUUCUUAUCUUGUCACAGGUGCCAGCCGUGGGCUCGGAUUCGAAUUUGUUCGGACGCUUUCCCAGGACGAAAAUAAUACUGUCAUUGGUCUCGUCCGCAACAAGGCCGCAGCCGAAGCAAAGGCUAAGGAAGAGGCACUGGAUAAAGUCCAUUUCGUUGAGGGCCAAUACACUGACAUCAAGUCUCUGAAAGCAGCUGCGGAGGUGGUGAAAGGCAUCACCGGAGGCAGUCUUGACUAUCUAAUUAACAAUGCCGCGGUUGUGUCCCAUGUUAGCGAAUUCAAGACCCUCGGUGACUUUGACGAUGACUUCGAUGCCAUGGAGAGAGAUAUCCUUGAAUCACUGGAGAUCAACCUGCUAGCCGUCAUAAAAUCAAUACACGCUUUUGUGCCUCUGAUUCGCAAUGGCAAGGCCAAAAAGGUCAUAACGAUCUCAACCGGAAUGGCAGAUCUAGACUUGAUCAAUUCGACCGAAGUGACCUUUGCCAGUCCCUACGCCAUCAGUAAGGGUGCGGUUAAUGUCGCAAUUGCCAAAUACAAUGCCCUUUAUAAUAAAGAGGGUAUCUUGUUCCUUGCUGUUAGCCCUGGUUAUGUGACAACGGAGCGAAAUACAGAAGAACCCUCACCCGAAGAUGUCGAAAAGAUAGCAGUUCUUGUUAAGAAAUUUGUCGAGUAUGCACCGCACUUCCAGCGCCCCAUAACCCCCAAGGAGUCGGUUGCUGCUGUUCUUUCGGUUAUGAACAACGCCUCGAUCGAGAAGGGCGAUGGUGGCGCGUUUAUUUCGCAUUUGGGAAACAAACAGUGGCUUUGA